GCUACACGGGAAUGCUUUUUGUUGCUCCUUGCCACCCGUACGGACGUCAACCAGUCGUUCCUGUCGCGCUGUCAUUACCUGUACUGUGGGCCGGAAGGAGACUAUAAGCGCUUUUGGAAUUAUGGCGGCGGUGGAUAUCCGAGAUAAUCUGCUGGGAAUCUCGUGGGUUGACAGCUCUUGGAUCCCCAUUUUGAACAGUGGUAGUGUCCUGGAUUACUUUUCAGAAAGAAGCAAUCCUUUUUAUGACAGGACAUGUAAUAAUGAAGUGGUCAAAAUGCAGAGGCUGACAUUAGAGCACUUGAAUCAGAUGGUUGGAGUUGAAUAUAUCCUUCUACAUGCUCAAGAGCCCAUCCUUUUCAUCAUUCGAAAGCAACAGCGGCAGUCCCCUGCUCAAGUUAUCCCACUGGCUGACUACUAUAUCAUUGCUGGAGUCAUCUACCAGGCACCUGACUUGGGAUCAGUUAUAAACUCCAGAGUGCUUACUGCUGUGCAUGGCAUUCAGUCAGCUUUUGAUGAAGCCAUGUCAUACUGUCGCUAUCAUCCUUCCAAAGGGUAUUGGUGGCACUUCAAAGACCAUGAAGAACAAGAUAAAGUCAAACCUAAAGCCAAAAGGAAAGAAGAACCCAGCUCUAUUUUUCAGAGACAGCGUGUGGAUGCUUUACUCGUAGACCUCAGACAAAAAUUUCCACCCAGAUUUGUGCAGCAAAAGUCUGGAGAAAAGCCUGUCCCAGUGGAUCAGACAAAAAAAGAGGCAGAACCAGUACCAGAAACUGUAAAAUCUGAGGAGAAGGAGAUCACAAAGAAUGUCCACCAGACGGCAAGCACUAAAGGUCCCCCUGAGAAACGAAUGAGACUUCAGUGAGUACUGGACAACCAAGAAGCUUGCAAGAUGCCUCUUGUCAGUUACAAUACCUCAGUACUAUGGCAGCGAUUGAACCUUAAAACACUAUUGCAACCCUCUCGUUUGUAUGCAGUGCACUAGUUCUUUAAAAAAGGACCUUACCCUCUUCUGCCUUCUAUGUGAAUAUGUAUUUUUUGUAACCUUUCCUCUACUGGACUUGGGCAGUGCACCUGACUCACAAAUAUGCCAGUAUAUAUCUUUAAAAAAUAAAUAAAAGCAUUUGUAUAUAU
Nannospalax galili (Upper Galilee mountains blind mole rat) is the source of this 1131-nucleotide messenger RNA. RefSeq names its product mediator complex subunit 6 (gene Med6). Lineage: Eukaryota; Metazoa; Chordata; Mammalia; Rodentia; Spalacidae. The record is from RefSeq and is a predicted model, not a curated record. Gene Ontology annotation, molecular function: transcription coactivator activity. The transcript has 8 exons. Gene Ontology annotation, cellular component: mediator complex; core mediator complex. Gene Ontology annotation, biological process: regulation of transcription by RNA polymerase II. The coding region runs from base 122 to 862 and encodes 246 amino acids.